Molecule: messenger RNA, 1545 nt
Organism: Ictalurus furcatus (blue catfish)
Lineage: Eukaryota; Metazoa; Chordata; Actinopteri; Siluriformes; Ictaluridae
Gene: plac8l1
Product: PLAC8 like 1
Exons: 3
Coding region: 106-609 (167 amino acids)
Source: RefSeq, a predicted model, not a curated record
GUCAGGAACUGUUCAACACCAUCCACGUUUGUGUUUGGCCAGAUCAGGACCAUCUCUCGUGUCAAAAGAGACAAUUUUCUCCAGUUUUCUCCGUUUAUUCGAAUCAUGCAGCAGCUGCCUCUGCUGAAGUCCGGGGACAAAAUGGAGGAUUUUGGUGAACGAUGUAGGGAACUUCCUGCUACACAAGCUGAAGGAUGGGCAUCAUGGAGCGACAGGGCGGGACUUCCUGUACUGACUCAGCCCGGUCUCGGAGUAACGACCACGACGGUGACCACUCUCACACAGACGGGCGGAGACUGGAGUACGGGUCUGUUUGAUGUGUGUGACGACGCCAGCACCUGUAUAGCGGGUGUGUUUAUGCCGUGUUGUCUGGAUGUGAUUUUGGCUCAUCAGUAUGGAGAGUGUUUGUGUCUGCCUCUGCUACCUGCCUCCACUCUGGCGAUGCGGGUCGCCUUCAGAGAACGUUUCAAAAUCAGGGGCAGUGUGUGUGAGGACUGGGUGACGGUUUUCUGCUGCUAUCCUCUCGCUGUGUGUCAGAUGAUGCGGGAGAUGAAGAGGAGACUGAAGAGACAGAUGUACACUGUUACCACUACACUAGAGUGCUCCUGAGAGACUGUGUGUGUGUGUGUGUGUGUGUGUGUGUGUGCGCGUGUGUGUUAAACCUGACGCACUCAAUUACCAGUUUUUGGACAAUUAAUUGCAUUCAAUUCAAUAUAAUUGUAUUCCUUUAGCUCUUUUAAGACUAGACAAUGUCCCAAAGCAGCUUUACAGGAAUCCAGAUGUAGAUUUAGAUCCAUGAUGAAGAAGCGAAAGGAAACAGAUGUGAAGGAAAACUCCCUGAGACGACAUGAGGAAGAAACCGGAAUGCAGAUGGAAGCCGUCCCCUCCUGAGCGAUCUGUCUGGAUUAUCGGUGUGAUUAUUAUAAAGACUCGGUAUCCAGGUGUAGAUAUAAGAAUAAGAACAAACAGAACUGAGUGUGUGUUCACGACUAUAAGUGUGAGGUUUAGAUGUGAAUAAGAGUGUGUAUGAUCACAUUCAGAUCGUUCAGCACUGGUGCACAAGUCCACGAGCUCGGUGCGCGUUUCCUGACGUUUCCACCACAUUCUUCCCCGUUUCUGAAUCCUUUUGAAGAUGGAAGUGUGUGAAACCUGUACGAGAGAAAGACACGGAUUCAACACGCUGUAUUUCUCCCUCGGAGCGUGGCUCCGUGAGGAGGGGUGUGUGAUGUAGAUGAGCUCAGGAAUAAAUGGUUUAAUGACUGAAAUCAAAUUCUUGUUUUACAAAACAGCUCAGUUUGAAAUGUGUCAAAGUUGGCAAACGAGUCAUUUAAGGAAUUAUAAAAUAUGACCUUUCGUUUUUGAGAAAUCGUCCCAUCAAUAUGUUUUAUCUUUAGUGUACACGUCUGAUUAUAAUAUAUUAUAAAUGCAUAAUUUAAUCAAAAGGUGAGCGGUUAUUCAGUAGUUCAGUAUUCACGAGAUGAAAGCAGGAUUUCAUUUGAAUUAUUUUCCACAAUAUGAAUGAGUUCACAGUUUUGCGAGCACUGC